GGUGCGGCGAUGAGGAGUGGUGUGAGGCUCUCCGGAGAGGCUGUUCCCGCACGGCAGCGUCCGGGCAUGGCAGCGUCGCGCUGAGCCCAGCCAUGCCCCCGCAGGAGCUCCUGGACUAUUCGCCAGCUCUGCGGAGACACAGCCCGCCGCGCGGCAGCGGCCCCGAGCUGGGCAUCAAGUGCGUGCUGGUGGGCGAUGGAGCUGUGGGCAAGACCAGCCUGGUCGUCAGCUACACCACCAACGGGUACCCCGACGAGUACCAGCCCACCGCCCUUGACACCUUCUCCGUGCAGGUCCUGGUGGAUGGAGCCCCAGUCCGCAUCCAGCUAUGGGACACCGCUGGACAGGAGGACUUUGACUGUUUGCGCUCACUUUGUUACCCUGACACCGACGUCUUCCUUGUCUGCUUCAGCGUCGUAAACCCAAGCUCCUUCCAAAACAUUACUGAGAAAUGGAUCCCUGAGAUACGAACUCACAACCCCCGGGCACCAGUGCUACUAGUGGGGACACAGGCAGACUUGCGGGAUGAUGUGAAUGUCCUCAUCAGCCUGGAUCACUACCACGUGAAGCCCGUGCCCCGGCCUCAGGCAGAAGGUCUAGCUGACAAAAUCCGUGCUGAAGCCUACCUGGAAUGCUCAGCACUGACCCAGAAGAACCUCAAAGAAGUUUUUGACAUGGCCAUUGUCAGUGGUGUUGAGCACAAAGCACGACAGGAAAAGAAAAUGACUGCCAAAGGCAUCAAAACUCUCUCCAAGUGCCGCUGGAAGAAGUUCUUCUGUUUUGUCUGAAGUUGUUUUGAGGAGGGGAGAGGAAAUACCUGAUGCCAGUAUUUGCUGUGCACUUUCUUGGAGUGACUGCUCCUAUGGCCCCAGUGAGGAAGGCAUGAUAAGCUGCUG
Cuculus canorus (common cuckoo) is the source of this 896-nucleotide messenger RNA. RefSeq names its product ras homolog family member V (gene RHOV). The record is from RefSeq and is a predicted model, not a curated record. Gene Ontology annotation, molecular function: GTP binding; GTPase activity. The transcript has 3 exons. Gene Ontology annotation, biological process: small GTPase-mediated signal transduction. Lineage: Eukaryota; Metazoa; Chordata; Aves; Cuculiformes; Cuculidae. The coding region runs from base 93 to 788 and encodes 231 amino acids.